Geodia barretti is the source of this 905-nucleotide messenger RNA. The record is from the annotation of a GenBank genome assembly. Lineage: Eukaryota; Metazoa; Porifera; Demospongiae; Tetractinellida; Geodiidae.
CUAUUGACUGUUAGGGCGUAUUGCUUAGGUGUGUAUACCCGUUUUUCUUUUCUUUUGGUUCUAUUUCCGAACUUAUCGUAGCAAAAAAACAAUGGGAGGGAAAUCUUCCAAGAGCAAUAAGUCGAAAGACGCCGAGCCGACGCCUCCACUGGACGUUCUAGUCGAGGGAGCAAUAGUUUUCCUGACUUCCAAGGCGUCCGGCAAACUCCUUCGAGUCCACGAAGGAAACGUUGAUGCUCAGGGUGAAGAGGGAGAGAGCGCCCAGUUCACGGUCUGCAAAAAGGAUUCUGAAUCCGGGCACGUCGUGACGCUACAACACGGCGAGAAAUACCUCAGCGUGUCAGAAGAGAAAGUUGAGCUGUGCGAUGAGUCCAGUGAGCUGAAAGUGCAAGAAACAGAAGGAUGUGUGUCCUUUGAGUCAGCCAAGGCAGCCGGACACUACAUCUCUGUCCAGGAAGACGGGAGUGUCCAGUCGGGUUCAGAACUAGGCCCCUCCACCCAUUUCACCGUGGCCUCUGCUGUCAAGAAAGAGGAGCCAGCUCCAGCCGAGAACACUGAAGCCGCCAAGGAGGAGGAAGGCAAGGGACAAGAGACGAAUGCAGCGGCAGAGACCGAGGGGGAGAAGGGUGAGGAGCAGGCGGAGCAGAAGGAGAACAAGGAGCCGAAACAGGAGGAGGGACAAGAGGAACAGUCACCUAGUGAAUCUUAGGCCGGGCGGGGCAACGCACACUCUGUGUUGCUGCCAGCCAAACCAUUCAUAAGUUACCCUUUGUGUUGCGUGCCAAAUUUUUCCAUUAGAACUUAUGACUCUGCAUUUGAACAGCAAAUAGUGUAAGGCUCCAGUGUUCACAUACAUUCUCGCAUGUUAUUAAGUGCUUGUGUAAUCCAGUACCCUUUGUCGUCGC